UCCCAAUAACAAUGUUUACGAAAAUUAUCCUAUAUGUAUUUCUGGUUUUUCGAUUGUUAAAUCAAUGCUCAGGUUCUGCUAGUGCUGUUUCAGAAAACUGCAAAUAUCAGUCAUGUCCUCCCAUCAAAGCAGGCUACGUAAACGUUCAUCUUGUACCUCACAGCCACCUUGAUGUCGGAUGGAUGAAAACGUUGGACCAAUACUAUUUUGGAACUUCAAAUUAUGUCAGCUCGUCGGGUGCGCAAUAUAUCUUCGACACGGUAAUGACCUCGCUGAAGAGAAAGACCGAGAGAAAAUUCAUGUUUGUGGAAACGGCAUUUUUCUGGAAAUGGUGGAAUGAGCAAGAGGAAGCUGUUCAAAAUCAAUUCAAGUCGCUAGUAAUCGAUGGUCAAAUUCAGUUCGUCGGUGGCGGAUGGACAAUGAACGAUGAAGCGGUCACUAAUUACCAGUCCAUUAUUGACCAAAUCACAUGGGGAUUGAGGAGGCUGAAUGACACUUUUGGACAAUGUGGAAUACAGCGAAUAGCCUGGCAGAUCGACACAUACGGUCAUAGCAGCGAGAUGGCUUCGAUUCUAGCAGGAAUCGGUUACGAUGCAGUUUUCUUGGGGAGAAUUGAUUUUCAAGAUAGAGUCAAAAGGCUGAAAGAGAAAUCCAUGGAACUCAUUUGGCGAGGCAGCCCGAGUUUAGGAGCGGACAGUGAGAUAUUUACACACAUUUUGCUCGACCAUUAUACAGCACCACCCGGGUUUUGUUUCGACAUCAGUUGCAAAGAUGAGCCCAUUAUAGACAACCCUAAAAGUGCGGAAUAUAACAUAGUCUCGAGGGCAAUCAACUUUACAACGUAUGUUGACAAUGCGCUACAAAGUUCAACGAGCAAUAAUGUAUUUUUACCGAUGGGAGGAGAUUUUGCUUACCAGGACGCCCAAGUGUGGUACAAAAGCAUGGACAAAUUAAUUAAAUAUCUCAACAAAAAUGAAGUAAACGGCAGGUGGUACAAUCUGUUCUACUCAAGUCCAUAUUGUUAUCUAAAUGCGCUUCACAGUGCUGUGAAUGGCACGCUAACUACACACACCAAACAAGACGACUUCUUUCCCUACGCAAAAGAGGACGACUUAUAUUGGACGGGACUUUACACCUCGAAGCCAACUCUGAAGCGGUUCGAGAGAAUCGGCAAUAAUUUUUUGCAGGUGUGCAAGCAACUGUCAGCGCUAACCGGAGUGAGCGGCGAAGGUUCAGAAAAUCUCCGCAAGUUAAAUACUUUUAGAGAAGCCAUGGGGGUAAUGCAGCAUCACGAUGCGAUCACGGGCACCGAAAGAUCCUACGUUGCGCAAGAUUAUGCCAGGCAGUUACACGGUGGUAUCGCAAAUUGCGAGCAAAUCACGAACGAUGCUUUGACGACACUGACUAAAAACGCUGAUGUCGUCUUCAAGACGUGCUUGCUGAGUAACAUAAGUCAGUGCUUGUAUUCGGAGAACAUGGAACAAUUGAUAGUGACCAUAUACAACCCGCUCAGUAGACCAGUCGACAAGUACGUAAGACUGCCGAUAUCCGACGAGGUGUUUGUGGUUAAAGAUUGGUCCGGCAUUGAAAUGAUCACUCAAGUUCUGCCUAUUCCAAAGCGAGUCCAAAACAUACCAGGACGGCAAAGUUCCGCAACUAGGGAACAAGUUUUCCUGGCACGCGACGUUCCCGCAUUAGGAUUCAAAUCAUACUACCUGGAACUGAACAAUCACUCUCCAUCAAAUUCUGAAGAAGAACAAAUUCGCAAUCGUAUAGGCUCAGAGGACGUGGGUGUAAAAUUAGAUUCCAAAACGGGGCUUGUGAUUGGUGUGGAAAUGAAUGGUGUUGCAUUGGAUCUUAAUCAAACACUUCUGCACUACAACGGCUCUAACGGAUUUGGAUAUGCGGAAAUUUCUAGAACCAGCGGUGCUUCCGGUGCCUACAUCUUUAGGCCAGAUCCACGCUGUCCGGUGGCUACGGUGACCAAUCACACCAACUUUAGCAUCUACACUGGCGACUUUGUUUCGGAAAUACACCAAGAGUUUAACGAAUGGAUCAGUCAAAUCGUUAGAGUCUACCAUACCGAACAAUUUGUGGAAUUCGAAUGGCUGGUAGGCCCCAUACCUACCGAUACACCGUAUGGAAAAGAAGUCAUAAGCAGAUUUUCUACAAAUUUGGAAACGUUUAAAACUUUUUAUACCGAUUCCAACGGACGUGAGAUGGUAAAACGUAUAAGGGACUUGAGAUCCACUUGGGAUUUAUCCACCAACGAGUCGAUAGCUUCUAACUAUUACCCAGUCACUUCGAAAAUAUUAAUUCGAGAUCCUGAUAAGAAUAUUGAAAUGGCUGUUUUGACCGACAGAGGUCAAGGUGGCUCCAGCAUGCAUGACGGCGAAUUGGAGCUUAUGAUACACAGAAAUGCAGUUAUGGAUGAUGGUUGUGGGGUUAAUGAAGUGCUAAUCGAAUGGGCCUACGGUAAAGGAGUUGUAGCCAGAGGUUCUCACUAUCUUGUUGUGGGUCCAACUACAGACACACAAUCGGAACAAAAUGUGAAAGUUUUGGAGCGACAAAUUUCCGAAAGGAAACUUCUAGAUUCCUGGGUGUUCUUUUCGUCACCGAACGGCUUAAAUUUUGAAGAGUAUCGAGAACAACACCUCAUGGAAUUUCACGGUCUGACGGGUUCUUUGCCUGAAAACGUACACAUUCUCACAUUGGAGCCGUGGAGAAAGUCCAGUUUCCUUCUGAGAUUAGAGCAUAUGUAUGCGGAGGGAGAAGACACCUUGCUGUCCGAACCAGCUAUCGUUGAUAUAAAAGAUUUGUUUUCAACGUUCAAGGUGACCUCCUUGAGGGAGACGACAUUAGCAGGCAAUCAAUGGAUCGAUAAUCGAAAAAACACAAAAUUUCGAACAAUAUCGGAACUACUCGACUUAUCGCAAGAUGUGUACUAUGCCUCCGACGGUUUCAAAGUGAUUCUAAAGGCGAUGCAAAUACGCACUUUUGUUGUGGAGAUACAACUUGAUAGGAAAAUAUAAAAAUUGGU
Cylas formicarius (sweet potato weevil) is the source of this 3040-nucleotide messenger RNA. RefSeq names its product lysosomal alpha-mannosidase-like. The coding region runs from base 12 to 3032 and encodes 1006 amino acids. Gene Ontology annotation, biological process: mannose metabolic process. Gene Ontology annotation, molecular function: carbohydrate binding; alpha-mannosidase activity. Lineage: Eukaryota; Metazoa; Arthropoda; Insecta; Coleoptera; Brentidae. The transcript has 16 exons. The record is from RefSeq and is a predicted model, not a curated record. Gene Ontology annotation, cellular component: lysosome.